AUGGCGGUCGAUGACGAUUAUGAUAGCGAAGAUUAUGAUGAUAGCUACGACUAUAAAGAGCACCAGGAGCGCUACGACAGUCUAAGGGAAGAGUUAGACGACGAAUCUGACAAUUGGGACACAAACAGACGGCGCGAACACCUGGAGAACAUGAGGAUUGCUAGUGAAGAAGAACUCAGAGGUCGUGAAGAAGCACGCGAGCAAUGGGCUGAAUAUGGUGACGACAAUGAAGGUCAUGACGACCGUAUCGAUCGUAUACGAGAUCGCAAUCUGCUACUCAAUAACGCCAUUGCGCAUGAAGAUGGCGAAUAUGAAUACGAUCACCGCAGCAUGCAGGAGGGAGACUCAGACGUGCAUGAGGAGUUAGAGCGGGAGAAUGAAUGGCGGUGGGCGAACCAAGCUGAACCACAGCACGAAGAACAGGAGGAUACUCAGGAAGCAGAGGAUAGCGACAUGGACAUUGAAUCGGAUUCGGAUAGUGACUACUAA
Molecule: messenger RNA, 489 nt
Organism: Cyphellophora europaea CBS 101466
Lineage: Eukaryota; Fungi; Ascomycota; Eurotiomycetes; Chaetothyriales; Cyphellophoraceae
Exons: 2
Coding region: 1-489 (162 amino acids)
Source: RefSeq, a predicted model, not a curated record